GUUAUACUAUGAUAUGACGGAAAUGUUGGUUUAGUCUUUAGUUCUCAUGCGUCAGACACAACUUUGAGAAGCGAAUCGCUCACUCUUGAUCCGAUUUCACCACCGUCGGAUCUUUCUUCAGCCACCGUCUAUAGCACUUCGUUGCCGUCGUCGGCGCCGGUUUGUGCAUUGCCGAAUUGAAUAUUGUGAUUUUCUGAUGCAACUCUUAAAUUAGGAAGGUGAAUUUCUGAUUAGAGUUGUGCUUGUUCGAGGCGCAGGAAUUCUGAAUGUUAAUGGAAUUGUGAACUGAUGUUGAGUGGAAGAGCUAUCCAAUAACAUGUCAUGAACUACAUAUUCUUCUGUAAUCGAAGGUUAAGCUAGCUUAAACGUACAAGGAUGUUUUCUCUGUUUUAUGGACUAUGGAAGUACCUGUUCAGCAAGAUGGAGCUUCAUGUACUCAUUCUGGGGAUUGACAAAGCUGGCAAAACGACUUUGCUCGAGAAGAUGAAGUCAAUGUACUCAAAUAUAGAAGGCAUUCCUCCUGAUCGAAUUAUUCCAACUGUGGGAUUGAAUAUUGGUCGCAUCGAAGUGGCAAAUAGUAAACUUGUGUUCUGGGACCUUGGAGGUCAGCCUGGUCUUCGCUCAAUCUGGGAGAAAUAUUAUGAAGAGGCACAUGCUGUAAUAUUUGUUAUUGAUGCUUCUUGUCCCUCACGCUUUGAAGAUGCAAAGUCAGCACUUGAAAAGGUGCUUCGGCAUGAGGAUCUACAAGGAGCCCCUCUUUUGAUAUUAGCAAACAAGCAGGAUCUUCCGGAAGCAGUAUCAUCUGAAGAGCUUGACCGAUAUCUGGAUUUAAAGAAGCUGGAUGAAAGAGUUUACAUGUUUGAAGCUGUGUCAGCAUACGAUGGGAUGGGGAUUAGGGAAGGUGCAGAGUGGUUGGUGGAAGUGAUGGAGAGAAGCAAGAGGACUGAAAUGUUAAGAGCGAGGGCAGGUGCAAUGGGGCAAGGUUCCUAGAAGGGUCUUACGUUAAGCUGAAGUGAUUUCUCUAUUCCUUUAUAUAGCUUUGUAAAUCCAAAUUGGAUUAUACAUGAUUAAAAGUGAUUGAGCAGAAAAAGGUAAAAGAAUAACUUGAUGUUACAUCAAACUGAGCCUUGAAAUUUGACGUCAUGGUUUAAUUUGUAGUACAGCCGUUUGAUAUGAGAAGCUCAGUUUCCAGUAUCUCUUAGAGCAAUUUUUCUUCUGACAUGCUUUAUAUAAGCAAUCGGUCAAGGGGCGCCCUGGAGGGUUUUCUGCUUCUGCCUCCGUGCGUACUUUUUGUCUACUCUAUAUUGUAAUUUUGUACGGUUCGAAUUUGAAUGAAUUUAAUUUACUUAUA
Cajanus cajan (pigeon pea) is the source of this 1351-nucleotide messenger RNA. RefSeq names its product GTP-binding protein 1 (gene GB1). Gene Ontology annotation, molecular function: GTPase activity; GTP binding. NCBI's taxonomy places the organism in Eukaryota, Viridiplantae, Streptophyta, Magnoliopsida, Fabales, Fabaceae. The record is from RefSeq and is a predicted model, not a curated record. Gene Ontology annotation, biological process: intracellular protein transport; protein localization to Golgi apparatus; Golgi to plasma membrane protein transport. Gene Ontology annotation, cellular component: Golgi apparatus.